This is a messenger RNA of Durusdinium trenchii, 2133 nucleotides long. NCBI's taxonomy places the organism in Eukaryota, Dinophyceae, Suessiales, Symbiodiniaceae. The record is from the annotation of a GenBank genome assembly.
AUGUCCGUCUCGGCCAUCAUAUGCCAUCCCGACGCGCGUGAGACGCGCACCCACGUCGCGGAGAUGGCAGAUCCAUGGGGUAUCAAAGAGGCGGACUUCGAGGUGCGGAAAGAAGAGCAGGAACUGCUCAGGAUUGAAGAGCUUAAGAGGUGCCUGGCUUCUCACGAAGACCGCGGCGCCGACCUAGAACGACGCCUGGCGGUGCAUGACGAGCUCCGGACCCACGCGCGGGGGGGAGCAGCAGCUCCGCGCGUGGGGGAGGAGCAGCGCCGGGCGGCGCAGGAAACGGAGGAGGAACGACGGCAACUCCUGCAGCGCCUAGAGGAGCUUCAGCUAGCAGCAGUUGAGCGGGGCGUUUCCGCGCUGCCGAAGGAUUACAGCUGGCCAGAGAGGCUUUUCAACUCCUCUUUGAGCGAUAUCCCGGAGCAUUCGCCCGACGCGGGCGACGCGGGCAACGCGGGCGACGCGGGCGACGCCGGACGGGCGGCGCGGACGGUGGCAGCCUUGCGGGUGAAGGACCUCCAGAAGGAGUUGGCACUCCUGGCAGCGGAGGUCUCAAGGGAGGCUGACGCCACCAUCACUUUCGACCAACUCCAAUCGAAGGAGGCCCAAGUCUUUGAAGCUCAAGCGCAGCGAGCCGCCUUGGCCACCCUGUGGUGUCAUUUCUCAGAGAAGGCGCGAGAGAAGUUCCAGCCGGGCGCCUUCACCGUCCAGGCAGUGGAGGCCGAGAAGGUUUCAAUUUGUGCGCUUUUGGGGCAUUUCAAGGAGGACACCUCGCGUGAGCAGGCUGAGCAACUGGACUCGGCAGCCAGUGAGCUGCGGGCCACGUUGGCGCAGCAGUUGGAGAAUGUGGAGACUUUGGAAGGCGCUGUGCAGGAGGAGGAGCACCUGGAGUUGCAACAGCUCCACGAGUUGCGAGCCUUAAAGGCCGAAAGCGCCACAGAGCAGAAGGUCCGCCUCCGCCGCGCGCUGGUGGUGCUGAAGAAGGAGCAUGAAGUGUUGGAAGGCGAAAAGGCUCGAGUUUACCAUGAUGAGAUUGAAUGCCACCGCGAGGAGGAGCUUCGCUCCGAGCGCUUGGCGGAACACGUCCAGCUGGGCCAACGACUGCUGAGCACCGCGGCCAGCCGCGCCAGUGAGGAGGACGUGGAGCUACCGAGCUCCAGCUGUGUGCAAAAAGGGGACGCGGCAGAGCAGCGAACCAGGUACUGCGACUUGGAGGGCCUGCCAGACCUUUGCACUUCCUGCCCCAACGUGCAGAGGGCUGUGGGGCAGUACUUGACGACUCUUUUGCAGAGUGGUGUGGCGGGGUUCCGCAUCGAUGCCGCCAAGCAUCAAGACGCAGGUGAGUUGAAGGCGCUGCUGCAGCAGACUGGAAGCCUUCCUUGGGUCUUUCAGGAGGUCAUCGAGGGCGGAGGGGAAGCGGUCACUGCACAAAUGUACCAGGGCAUCGGCAAGGUCACCGAGUUCAACUACGCCCGGCAGCUGGCGCCGAACUUUCUGCAGGAGGGGAAGCUCAAGUAUUUGGGCAGCUUUGGGGAGUCCUGGGGAUUGAUUUCCAGCGACACCGCAGUGGUGUUCAUGGACAAUCAUGAUACACAGCGAGGGGAAGCACAGCUCACCUACAAGAACGGUGGUUUAUACUCCUUGGCCAACGUCUUCAUGCUGGCACAUCCAUAUGGCUACCCCAAGGUCAUGAGCUCUUAUGUCUUCGAUGCCCAUGACCAGGGGCCACCUUCGCAGCCCGUGCAUUCGGCCACGGGAGUCGCCUGCGGCGGGCAGCCGUGGGUGUGCGAACAUCGCUACCCAGAGAUUGCGAACAUGGUGGCGUGGAGGCGAAGCGCGGGCGCCAACAAAACACUGGAAAGCUUCACUGCAUCAGAUGAUGGGAAUGGUGCCUUCUUUUGCCGCAGUUCGUCCGCCUGUGUGGCGUUGAACCGUGGCUCAGGCACCUGGACGACGACCGUGAAGACCAGCAUGCCAGCAGGGCAGUACAAGAAUGUGAUCCAAUCCAGCGGCUCCAACGUGGAGGUGAAGGCGGAUGGUACAGCAAACCUGGUGGUGCCAUCUCUCGGUGCGGUGGCCUUCCACGUGAACGCGGCCGUGGAACAGCGACCGACCAUUGCCAUCAUUUGA